Messenger RNA from Carassius gibelio (silver crucian carp), 1875 nucleotides. Its product is annotated as glutamine synthetase-like. Gene Ontology annotation, cellular component: cytoplasm. Gene Ontology annotation, molecular function: glutamine synthetase activity. The coding region runs from base 1 to 1119 and encodes 372 amino acids. The record is from RefSeq and is a predicted model, not a curated record. Lineage: Eukaryota; Metazoa; Chordata; Actinopteri; Cypriniformes; Cyprinidae. The transcript is spliced from 6 exons.
AUGGCAACUUCAACCAGUUCUAAACUGAGCAAAGCUGUGAAACAGCAGUAUAUGGACCUCCCUCAGGGAGACAAGGUUCAGGCUAUGUACAUCUGGAUCGAUGGCACUGGAGAGGGAUUGAGAUGCAAGACCAGGACUCUAGAUUCAGAACCUAAGACCAUUGAAGAUCUUCCUGAAUGGAACUUUGAUGGCUCCAGCACAUAUCAGUCUGAGGGGUCCAACAGUGAUAUGUACUUGAUCCCACAAGCCAUGUUCAGAGACCCUUUCAGGAAAGACCCCAACAAACUGGUUCUGUGUGAAGUCCUCAAAUACAACCACAGACCUGCAGAAACCAACCUUCGCCAGAUGUGUAAAAAGAUCAUGGAUAUGGUGCUAAACCAGCAUCCUUGGUUUGGAAUGGAACAAGAAUACACUGUCCUCGGCACAGAUGGUCAUCCAUUUGGUUGGCCCUCCAAUGGAUUCCCCGGACCUCAAGGGCCAUACUAUUGUGGUGUGGGAGCUGAUAAGGCCUAUGGACGAGAUGUUGUAGAAGCCCAUUAUAAAGCCUGUCUGUAUGCUGGAGUAAAAAUCUGUGGCACCAAUGCUGAAGUCAUGCCUGCACAGUGGGAAUUCCAAAUUGGUCCUUGUGAGGGCAUUGAGAUGGGAGACCAUUUGUGGAUGGCCCGCUUUCUCCUGCACCGGGUUUGUGAGGACUUUGGUGUUGUGGCCUCUUUCGACCCCAAGCCCAUUACAGGGAACUGGAAUGGAGCUGGCUGCCACACCAACUUCAGCACGAAGGAGAUGCGAGAGGAUGGGGGUUUGAAAUACAUUGAGGAGUCAAUUGAGAGGCUGGCCAAGAGACACCAGUACCAUAUUCGUGCCUAUGAUCCUAAAGGUGGGCUGGACAAUGCCAGACGACUGACCGGCCAUCAUGAGACCUCCAACAUCAAUGAGUUCUCUGCUGGAGUGGCUAACCGUGGUGCUAGCAUCCGAAUCCCACGAUCUGUGGGCCAGGAAAUGAAAGGCUACUUUGAAGACCGUCGUCCCUCAGCCAACUGCGAUCCGUACGCAGUCACUGAAGCUCUUGUACGCACUUGUCUGCUCAACGAAGAGGGUGAAGAGCCUGUGAAAUACAAGUGAAAUACUGGACUGAAGCAUCAAUUCUUUUUUUUUUCUUUUUAUGAAUUUUAUAUAAUUCAUUAGUCCGUCUGAAAUGAGGGGAUGACACUAGUCUAGUAGGGGUGUCAAACUCAGUUCUUGGAGGGCCGGAGCCUUGCAGAGUUUUGUUCCAACCCUGCUCCAACUCGCAUGUAGUUUUCAAAUAAGCCUGAAGUACUUGAUUAGUUGGAUCAGAUGUGUUUUAAUUAGGGUUGAAUCUAAACUCUACAGGGCUUUGGCCCUCCAGCAAUUGUGUUUGACACCCCCUGCACUAGAUCACUUCCCUGGUUGUUGGCUGUAGAAACACUCAUUGGGUACGUUUAUGCCACAGUUUUUAGAUUUCUAACUGCCAGUAUCUUUUUAUAACCGAUUUGUGGAUGUAAUGAUACCGGCAGAGAUGCUGGUUUUAUAGAGACUAGAGUUUGCACCAGAAAUUACUACUACUACAUUGCCUUUAUAACUAAAGCUUUUCUUGUGUUUUGAGCUGUUUUCAGAAUGUUAUCAAAUUUAAAGUGUAACUAACUGUAGAUAUUUUAAUGCUUAUUGUAGUCUGUUUUAGAGCUUUAUUUACCAGGUUAUAAGUUAUGGUUCGGUUUCUCACAGGGACCAAAAGGCAUUAUACUAAUGUGGCUCUCACUUUUCACAGGAUUGUGCAUUUUAUUUUGGCUGGACCACGGUUGGGCAAAAAAAAAAAAACACUUGUCUCUUUACAUUAAAACGCUAAGUAUUUUUACUAAA